AUGGCGGUAUUCCUCGAUCUUCCUCUGAGGUUCUCCAAGGAGAAGUACCUGCUGGAGUCUCCUCCUGAGAAACUUCGUAAGGAGUUGGAGGAGGAGCUGAAACUGAGUGCUGCUGACAUCAGGAGCCAUGGCUGGUACCAUGGACACAUACCCAGAGAGGUGUCAGAGAGCCUGGUUGUCCGUAAUGGAGACUGCCUUGUGCGUGACUCUCUGACCAGCGUGGGCGACUUCGUACUGACCUGUCGAUGGGACAAUGAGGUGCUGCACUUCAAGAUCAGCAAAGUCCUGGUCAAAUCCAACGAGACCAAGGUGCAGUACGUGUUGGAGUCCGACAGCUUCGACUCGGUCCAGGAGCUUGUGCGGUUUUAUAUCGGCCAGCGCAAACCGGUCUCCCAGUCCAGCGGGGUCCACAUCUACUGUCCGGUGAGCAGGACGCUCCCUCUGCGCUACCUGGAGGCCACCUUCGCUCUGGCCAUCAGCAAGCAAAGCUCCGCCUACUCGCCAUCCAGUCAGAGGGGAGCGCAUAUCAAGAGACGGAGCGUCACCAUGACGGAUGGGCUGACGACGGAGAAGAUGAUACCUCACAGUGACUCCGACAGUCCCAGUCCAGUUAGGACACCAAUGGCACCACCAGAACCAAAGCCGGAACCUGUGCCCAUCUGCAGCCCGUCGACAAUCCACCACCAUAAAGACGCAAUGCGGAACUGUGCGAUGAGCAUGGACCAGAUUCAGGAGUAUCGCUGCCCUUUGUCACCUGUUGGGGAAACCCCACUUUCCCCUGCAUAUAGUGCGAUCACCAGGCAGAGAGCCCACUCAAGCGGGCGGGCCCUGGCUGUCGUCCCCCCCUCCCCCCAGAUGCGUCGUUCCAGCGACCCCCAGCUCAGCCCCUCAGCCGGUAACAACCCUCCAGAGCAUCCCGCGCACGCCUCUCACUCGGCGCACUCCACGCCCGCCCAUCAUCCCGGCUACCAAUCGCAUUCCUCAGAAACGGCAGGGAGCUACUGUGACCUCGGACCUUGCCCCGCCGGGCCCGCCGGGCCCCCUAAACCCCCGACCAAGAGCUACGUGGAGCGUUUGCGAGUGGAAGAAGGGAGGGGCGACGGAGCGAGGGCGGAGGGAAAUGGGAUGUUCAGCGCCCCACAGGUGGAGACGGCGUCCUCGUUCAGACCCUCCAGGUACGAGUCUCGCCUCAUGCCGGCUGAGAAUAAGCCUCUGGAGAUGUCGGUGCUGAAGAGAGUCAAAGAGCUGCUGGCUGAGGUGGACGCAAGGACCGCGGCGAAACACAUCACCAUGGCGGACUGCACGGUGGCUAGAAUAUUAGGUGUAACCUCAGAGACGCAAAGGAUGAUGGGCGUGUCCUCAGGGUUGGAGUUACUGACACUACCACAUGGACACCAGCUAAGACUUGACCUACUGGAGAGGUUCUACACCAUGUCUAUCAUGAUGGCGGUGGACCUGCUCGGUUGCACGGGAAGCACAGAGGAGAGGGCGGCGCUGCUCCACAAGACCAUCCAAUUGGCAGCAGAGUUGAAAAGCAACCUGGGCAACAUGUUUGGCUUUGCUGCAGUGAUGAGAGCCCUUGAGCUGCCACAGAUUUCCCGGCUGGAGCAGACGUGGGUGACUUUACGCCAGAGACACACAGAGGGAGCUAUUCUAUAUGAGAAGAAGCUAAAACCUUUCAUGAAGAAUAUGAACGAUGGGAAAGAGUCAAAUGCCCUCUCCAGCACCUCUGUUCCCCACAUCAUCCCCGUCUUGUCCUUAUUGGAGCGGGGCAUGACGGCUGGGGAGGUGCUGGAGCCCUGGGAGAGUGCCGAAGUGGGAGUAGAUGUGGUCAUGUACCACCUAGAGGCGGCUCGUACCAUCGCACAUCACGGGGGGAUCUACAGAGCCAACACGGAGACCAAACUGCAGGGAUUCCAGGAGCGAGCAGAAAUACACGAGAUCUUCCAGACAGAGUUUCAGAUGCGUCUCCUGUGGGGCAGCCGCGGCUCCGAGGGCAGCCAAUCGGAGCGCUACGAGAAGUUCGACAAAGUUCUCACCGCUCUCUCACACAAGCUUGAGCCUCCUGUGCGCCACAGCGAGCUAUAGCACCUGCCCCAACAACCGACAUCUCCACAGACAGCCCCAUCUGCACACACCACUCAUUGUGGUACGCUCUUGUUUUGCAUCGUAAAAGAUGAUGUGGAAGAGUCCACCGUGGACACUGGGGGGGGGGGGGGGGGGGGGAUGAAGAGGCAGCUAACGGAUCAUAAUCAGAGUGUAACAGAAAAGGGGGUCUCACUUAUAACACGUGUUACGCUCAAUGUGUACUUCUCUUUCGGUUCCUUCCUUUGGACUUCCUCAAGCAAAGUGGAAAAGAAGAUGGGGGAGGAGGGUGACCCGCUCCUCUGCAUGGUACAAACAGUAACAUGUGUACGGUGGCCCUCGAGGGCCACACAGAGCUGCAGAGUUUGGCUUUGCUCCAAUAAAACGGACUCUUGUUUCGAACAACUGCUGUCACACACUGUAACAGGAAUGCUAACAAUAACUUGCAUAGCUCAUAUAGAUUGUUUUGUCUCUGAGUGAGUGUGUGUCUGUGUGUAUGUUUGUUUACAUUCCUUCAUUUUUGUAUGUCAUUCAUGUUUCAUGUAUGUUUUUUUUUUGGUCUUAUUUAUUUGUUUUGAUCAAAGGGAUAUCUAAACAUCAUGGAUGUUGCUUCAACAAACUCCUGAUAAUCUGCUAGAGCUUAUUCUGAAGGAACUAUAUGCAUCAAGCCUUAUUAAAUAUGUAUCAAGCUGUCCCUUUGAGUCACAUUAAAAAUGUCAGAAAUUAAACAUUUGCAGAAGUAAUGCAGCAACUUCAAUAUGAGGGCUUUGCAAGUUGUUAAUGUGAAGAGGACAAAGCGACUUCCCUCUGUUGCACCUGUGUGACUAAUACAUUUUAUAUUGUGUUUCCAGUGCACAUAAUCUAGCUCAAAGCGGCACAAAGAGACAGAAGAAAAGUGGGAUGUACACUCUUUACAUUUUGUUUAAGCAACUUGGUAUUAAAACAUAUGUUUCAGUUUAAGUCUCAGAAAUAACUGAUAUGGCUGGUGCAUGCAGCUACACAUGUUAUACAAAGUAAAAUAUUGCUCUAAACUACUAAUUCAAAUAUCAAGGUGUCAAACUUGAGAAAUAUACAGAUGAUAAUAACAGUGAAGAUCUUUCAGGUCUGUAAAAUAAUCCAACCAGAUGGAUAAAUCUGUGAUUUUUUUUUCCAGUUUCAAAGCCAAUACAUAGACCACACCCCUGCUGACGGGAAUGUCUUUUGAUUGUAUGUUUUGAGUUUGUCUUUCAGCAAUGGAGCUAAUCCUUUUAUUGCUCUUGGGUUUUGUUAUGGAUGACCGCUCAGUGUUAAAUCGUGCCUGUAUUCACAGCAUGUGGGCCUGAGAGGGCUGCAGCCGACUCUGAGCUGUUCGAUCAUUGCAACCCAGGGCUGAGACCCCUGAGGUACAGACACCCAUUCACACACUUCACUUGUUGUCUCCCAUAUCACCUAUUAUUUAAAAUGUAUAUCCUUUGUUCUCUCUGAUGAUAUGAACCAAAGUCAUAUCAGAUAUCAAUCGAUCAGAAUGAAUUAAAAGAAUACCCUUCUGCCUGAUAGUUGCAUAUCAGAGAUUCUUAACUGGGUGUUUGAUUGUCCUGCUUUCGAGUCUGAGCCUGUGGAUCAUGAGGUGAGGAGCCAUGUGCCAGUUCCCACUGGUCCAACAGGGGGCGAUCUUUAAUUAUCAAAACACUGAAUCAUUAAUUGUAAUACAAUAAUAACAGGAGGAAAUAUAUACAAAAAACACAUGUAUUGUGUGUUUUGAGACCAAUGUUUGAUACCAAUAUAAUUAGAUAUGAAAUCUGCAGGUUUAGGUUGGAUAUCUGAUAACACGGAUGAUGAAAAGAUGUUGAUGUGAUGUGUUUUUAUUUGUCCUGAUGAAUGCUGUACAGGAAUGCUCCGACCGUGUAUGGAUACUCCUGUUUUUUUCUAACAGGACUGCUUGAGUUGAACGUGAAAAGCAAAAGAAACAAGAAAUGUUUCAGGACUGAUCUCACGAUUUGAUUUGAUUUUUUUCCGAACUGUACAAAGCAAUUCACUGUUUUUCAAAUAAAAUGAUUGCUUGUGUGAA
Pseudoliparis swirei is the source of this 4132-nucleotide messenger RNA. It is a transcript of the gene sh2d3ca, whose product is annotated as SH2 domain containing 3Ca. Gene Ontology annotation, biological process: positive regulation of peptidyl-serine phosphorylation; small GTPase-mediated signal transduction. The transcript is spliced from 13 exons. NCBI's taxonomy places the organism in Eukaryota, Metazoa, Chordata, Actinopteri, Perciformes, Liparidae. The record is from RefSeq and is a predicted model, not a curated record. Bases 1 to 2088 code for a protein of 695 amino acids. Gene Ontology annotation, molecular function: phosphotyrosine residue binding; guanyl-nucleotide exchange factor activity.